This is a messenger RNA of Protopterus annectens (West African lungfish), 990 nucleotides long. RefSeq names its product olfactory receptor 52Z1-like. The record is from RefSeq and is a predicted model, not a curated record. The transcript has a single exon. Gene Ontology annotation, molecular function: olfactory receptor activity; G protein-coupled receptor activity. Gene Ontology annotation, biological process: G protein-coupled receptor signaling pathway. Gene Ontology annotation, cellular component: membrane. The coding region runs from base 1 to 990 and encodes 329 amino acids. NCBI's taxonomy places the organism in Eukaryota, Metazoa, Chordata, Ceratodontiformes, Protopteridae.
AUGACGAAUAACAUUUCUUCAUCAUUCACGACUAAUAUCCAAGUGGGAGUUGCAGAUUUGAAAAUUUUCUCUGGCCUGUGCUCUGCUUGUACUGUUAUAUUAUACGUGGUUACAGUAUCUGUUAAUGUUAUAGUUUUCUUCGUGAUUAUGCUAAAAAAUCUCCAUGAACCUAUGCAUCUUUUCUUCAGUAAUCUAUUGCUUAAUGGAAUUAUUGUCAGCUCUGUAUUAUUACCUAAAUUAACCAUUGAUAUUUUAUCAGAAAAUAAAACCAUCAGUCCAUUUGGUUGCUAUUUUCAAAUAUUCUUUAUUCAUAUUUUUGUCUUCAAUGAACAAAUAAUUUUAUGUGUCAUGGCUUAUGACCGUUAUAUAGCAAUCUGUAAUCCUUUAAGAUACUCACAAAUUAUGACUUCUGCACAAAUAUUUAGGCUUAUACUGUUUUCAUGGUUCUUUUCUAUUUUUGCAUGUGCUGUAGGAAUCACUUUAUGUACAAGGCAACCACUGUGCUCUUUUGUAAUAGAAAAGCCUUUUUGUGAUUAUUAUUCUGUAGUAAAAUUACUUUGUUCAGUGGAAUCUUUUUACAACUAUUAUGCAUUGUUUGCAACUGUAAUUACUACAGCAGUCCCAACAGCAAUCAUUUUAUAUUCCUACAUUAAAAUAAUUCAGAUUUGUCUACAGAAAUCAAAGGAAUCCAACUGGAAAGCUUUUCAGACAUGUUUUACACACUUACUGCUGUUCGUUAUUUAUGUGACUGGCAUUUUAUUUACAUUUAUCCAAAAUCGUCUUCCUCCUAAAAGUGUUCCUCAAGGACUGAAUGCAUUUCUGUCAUUAGAGUGCCUCAUGGUACCUCCUCUUGCAAAUCCAGUGGUGUACGGGCUGAGAACUAAACAGAUCAGAAGUACAGUAAGCAUGUUAUUUGCUCAGUUUAUAAGGAAGACAUUCACAGAUAAAUACUCUACUACUAACAUUACUCUGAUAAGGGACAAACAGUGA